UUUUAAGGGGCGAAUCGAGACCAAACGAACGUCAAUGAAUGAAAACAACUCUCGCUCAUCUCAGGGAAGGAAAAAAAAAGACUUGGAACCAUUGAUACUUUCUUAGGCCGAAAGUAUUUUGAAGGAAGGAGCACCUAGAAGUUUGUUAAUUGAGCAAAUCCGAAAGAGCUCCAACAGAGGCAUAAUGGACACAAAGAAUACCUAGUCCUUACUCCACUGAUCUUACUUUAUUUGAGGCAGGAUAAACCCCUCUCAUUCAAGAUGGAGAUGGCCGAUAAAUUCCGUCGUCCAGGAGAGACGAAGCAGCAGGCGGCUGCCCGCUUCCAGAGAGACCUACAGAGGGAGCUGUUGCCUCAGCAACGAGAAUUGCGACGAGAAACCAACCACAAGGAGUUCACAAACCUUUUGAACCUACUGACCGAUCCCGAGCGACCCCUAGAAGACGUGGAUCAUCUCGAGUGGCUACGUCUUCUCAUCUCCGGUGGGAGGCCGUUCGAGGAGUUUGCCAGCGAUGUCCGGGAGUUUGAUGAUGCAACGGCGUGCGGGUUGGUGUGGACGGCUAACUUUGUGGCGUAUCGUUGCAGGACGUGCGGGAUCACGCCGUGCAUGUCAAUCUGUGCUGAUUGCUUCCAUGGUGGGAAUCACGAGGGCCAUGACUUCAAUAUGUUCAGGAGUCUGGCAGGAGGAGCUUGUGACUGUGGCGAUACCAGCGUUAUGAAGGCAUCUGGAUUCUGCAAUCGCCAUGGAGAUGAUCCUCCUGAGAGGAAGGAGGCCCCGCCCACCCUGCUUUUCAUGGCUCGGGAGAUCAUCCCAGCGCUCCUCGGACGUCUGCUUCUACAUAUGAGACUAAACUAUACAUGCAUACCAACAGAUCGGUAUAUGAGAACGGGAGAUGUCUUUAUCUCGGCCAUGAGGGAAGCAGACGCCUUCCUUGACCUCCUGCAUGACCUUUGCAAAAUGGGCGGGGCCAUGAGACACGUACUCACCAAGGCUCUCAUGGACAAAGACUUCUACGCAAAGAUUCUGGAAGAUAUACGCAGUAAUCCAGGCAGCAAGACCAAUGAGAGCCAAGAUCUCUACAAGCAUGCCCUCAACGCGCUGCCUUCACCAGAUCAACAUGUUGUGAUUGGUGCCACCACAUACCCUGGUAUGACCAAAGAUUUGAACCAUCUUACGCUUCUGGAGGAGCUCAUAUUCUGGACGGUGAUCUAUCGCUUCCCUCAGAAGAUGGUCACGUUCCUACUCAACAUGCUGCCUGAGAACGACUACAAGGAGCUCUUCACCAGGACGUUCGUGCAGCACUAUGGCUGCAUCGCCAUGUUCCUUGCCGAGGAGCGAGCCCCGAACCUGCUGGCCAACCGGGUGGUCCACAUCAGCGUACAGCUCUUCAGCAACGAGGACCUGGCGCUGCGCAUGGCCGACGAGAUGCGCCUGCUGGAGAUUCUCAUCAAGUGUGCCCUUAACCAGGUCAUGAAGACAGCCAUGACGUGCCCCAUGACAGGUCAAAGAGGCAAGAGCCGGAACCGACACCAGGUGGUCAACUGCGACAACAGGAUCCUGAAGGGACAAUGUUACUGGCCAAUCAUCAGCGAUCUGACCAACAUCAUAUCGCAUCGGUCAGUCGCAGAGCGGUUCUUUGGUAGUCCAGAUCUUAUGGCUCUGUGGGCUCGUUUUCUAAGAUACUUCAUGUGUAUGAAUCUGAAUAUCAGAGAGCUAAGCCAGCAUGUUGAGUUCGAGUCCAACACAUACUCCACUGCUUUCUCUGCGGAAAUCGAGGCCUGUGCUGCCCCCAUGUGGCAGAUGACUGUCCAUUGCAAAGAUCUUAAAGCCUCAAGCUACACCAUGGGUAUGCUGUUAGCUUGUCUGAAGGAGCUUUGUCAUUGGUUGGCCGAUUGCAGACUACUGAGGGAGCUACACCCCCUCCAGGUGUCCUUCCACCUGCCUCUCCUCCGAUACUUCUCAAACUUCCUCAGCCAGGCCAUCAAUCUGCAAGGCCUGGACUUUGAGAAGAUCAAACUGGACAAGGGGCUCCUGACAAGACUCAUGGUCUUCCCACUACAGAUACAGGCCAAGCUGAGUGAGAUCUUUUGUGGUAUGUGGGUGCGCAAUGGUGUUCAGAUGAAGUGUCAAGCGAUGACCUAUCUGCAGUGUCACUUUUGUGCUUCCAUGGGUGAUCUAGAUCUAUACUUUCUUCAGGUGUGUGCUUCUCUCUUAGAAUCAGACUAUGUAGUGGAGACCAUUUUCAAGAGAUUUCAUGUGCUUGAAUGGCUAGUGGUGGACCCUAACAAACCAGCCGGUCUGCUGGAUCCAGAGAGAGUCAUGCCGAUGUUAGAGGGCGCCCUUCAACACAUCGCAAUGCUCGUCAGCAUCAGGACGCAUCUAGGAAUGUCAGAGAUCGAGCUGAUGCGGGAUGAGAUCGUCACUCUACUUUGUAUGCAGGACAGAACACAUAGUCAUCUACAAGAUAAAAUAUCCUUUUCUUAUAUAAAUCACAUUCCAGAGAAAACCGGCCUAAUCAACUCGAAUGGCAGGUUUGAUGAUAUACUGAAUGAGGUUGCAGACUACAGGGAUCCACAGACGGAGGUAGAUGGAGUACAGCAGGGCCAGUACUCCCCCAAGCCAUCCGUCUGGCAGACAGAGUUUGAUCCCCUGAGGACGAUGCUCAGGUCCAUGCAGCGCAAAGACUUCCAGAGCUCCCUGGAUAGAUACACUGAUCAAUUGAAGCAAUCUGGUCGGUAUAAGGGUAGCACCCACCCCUGGCCCCCUUACCAGCCCCUCAAACCAAUCAAACCAAUCUACCAGGGGGUCAGAAGACUUCUCCACUCCAGAUCCAUGCAUGCUGCUAUCUUCAACAUCCUCCAUAAAGCAAUCCAAGACAAGAAUAUAAGUGACUCUGUUCUCUGCCUGUGUGUGGCGCUGCUCAACCUUGGACUGCAGUGUUCAGCAGAUUUUCAGGUUUCUGAUUCAACGCCCCCUGAGAGACUGCGCACCCCCAUAGGAUCCGAUCUCUCCUCUUGGUAUGAUUCAUCAUUCCUCGUCACCAAUAUGACAAGGACCAUCGACAGUCUCACGAUCGGCUCCGGAGACCAGCAGGAACAGAGUUCCAGCAAGGAUCCUGCUAGUGACCUAGUCUUUGAUGCAGACACCAUGCUGCAGCAGAUGUUGAACCAGGAGCUCUCCUCUGUCCUGGAGACCUGGGAUCAGUCCAACGCAGCAGCGGUCAGUGCGGUCACCCAAGCUGGUCAAGAUGUGGAGAUGGCCGAGGAUGAUACAGCAGACGAGGAGGAGGAGAUUGAGGAAGAAGAAGAAGAAGACGAGGAGGAGGAGGAGGUGAUGGUCGCACAUCAUUAUUUUGAAGAAGAUAUGAGUGAUGAUGAUGAGGAGGAGGAGGGGCUUGGAGCAGCUGCAGGGGGCGUUGGUCUCCCAGACAACGAGGUCCUACAUGAAGGAAGUCAGAGCGUACAAAGUGCAAUAGAGUCAGUCAUGGAGGAGGUCAUCGAGCAUAGCAUGGUGCAUCCUGUCGAUGAUGACGACGAUGAUGAUGUCGGUGGGAAAAAUGUCCCAGGAACGAGUAAGGGCAAGGCCAGUAAACAGCCGAUAACCUGGCCGUCCACCGAGGAGUCUUACAGCAUACCGGUAGGUGAGAGUCUGAUCUCACUACUCAUUAAGCUGCAUAGCAAGCAGACAGGGAGAGAGGGGUCGUACAUACCCAUCAGCAAGAGAACACCUGGGAUGGAACAAAAGGACUGUUUUGGCAGUGGACCCUACUACAUCCAGGCUCUUCUGGACCGGUUCUGUUCCAUGAACGAGGCUCAGAGCCUGGCUGUGGAGGCUUCGUGUUACAAGCAGGACAAGGAACAGGCCCAGAGCAGUUCCAAGUCUCCUGUAGACUCGGCUGCAGAGAGGAGAAAAAAGGCUCAGGAAGCUCAGAAAAAACUUGUUGCAAAUUUUGCAUCCCAGCAAAAGAGGUUUUUGGAGAAGACCCUCGAAAAACAAGAUGAUGAUGAGAGCAUGGAUCAGCAUGAUCCUGGCAAGAGUGCAGCUGAAGCUACUACCUCAGAGAUAGAAUAUGAGUGUGUGAUAUGUGGACAAACAAGCCCUUCAACAGCAACUAAACCAAUCGGACAAGUGGUACUCAUGCAAGCAACUAAUGUACUAGGCCAUAGAUGCCUCAAUGAUCAGAGGAUCCCGCUACCUGUAGGAGAGGACACCUCUCUGACUAGCAUGGGGAGAUGCUGGAGAGAGGAGAUGCAGAGGCUUUCGACGCUCCUUGACAGCUUUGGAAAGGAGAGAUCAUGGGAAGCAGCUGGUACUGGCUGGGAGGGCGGGGUCCACAUCCAGACGUGUGGGCACUCACUUCAUCUAGACUGUCACCAAGCAUACCUCACAUCACUCAGGGGUCAUAACUACCAAGCGCACGAUCUGGACGUACGAAGGCGAGGAGAGUUCCAGUGCCCUUUAUGUCGGCAGCUGGCCAACUCUGUCCUGCCGUUCAUCCCUAUCAGACCCUCCAAGGUCACUUCGCUGGAGCGGAAGAAGACGUCCCUGAACCGAGUCACCCAUAUUCUGAGUGGAAAAACACCCCGGUCAGAUCCAAUGUUUUCUGUUGAGAUGAGUCCAGAGCAGAGUGGUGCUAUCCAGACGUUCAUCAAUGAUGUUUGGAGAGAGAAUGAAUGUGACGACCUGGAGGAUAUGAAGGCAAGCCCUGAUGGACUCUACCCAAGAAUCUGCUCAAUAGCAAGAAUCAACCUAGAAUUGGAGAUAGUGUCUGCAGGGGGCAAUCUGCUCAACCACGCUAACACAGCACAGAAACGCAGCUGCAUCAAACCAUUGCUACGGAUACUAGACAUACAUGCAAGGCAGCUCACGAGAGGGGCACACGUCGCUAAGAUGUGGACUAAGCUGGUCACUGGAGCAUAUGCAAAUGUUAGAAUGGCUGCAGCUGACACUGGAGUUCCAGUACUGGUCUGUGACCCAGUGGCCUUAUUUCUUCUCUUUGUCUUCAGUAUACCACAACCUGUAGAGAAAGCAUUGUUCCAGUGCAUUGUGAGUACUGUAUACCAUCUGGUCUACGUCCAGGCCUUAGCCUCCCUGAGCUGCAGGCUACCAGAGUCGGAGAGGAGAGCCUGGCAGAGUAGCGGCAGACCACUCAAGUCUGAGAAGAAAGAGAAAGACAUCGGGAUGGCUUGGCUGUUAAGUGAUGUCAUCUCGCAGCUCAGUCAAACCAAUCUCUACCAACAUGCAGACUUUGUCACCAGCACUUCCUUUCAGCUGUACCAAGCUGUGUGGUCACCCCAGACCGUUGAGGCUGCCCUGGUGCACCAGUGCCUCCCAUGGUUGAGGAUCGUUGCUUUGGUCCAACACUACCUGUUUGAAGAAGACCUGCCAAAAUGCGAGUAUCCCGAGGAUGAAUUCCGUACUCUGGCCGCAUUCCUGUGCCUUACGGACCCUGACCAGGCCCAGAGUUCAUCUGGUCUGGUGUCUGCCCAAUGCUUCAAGCCCCCGGCUAGACGAGAACCAACCUCCAUCGUAGCGGCCCUCUGCAAUCCCUUCUGUGAGUUUGUGAAGAGGUCACACUCAGCGUCCAAGGAUCUUCUGAUGGCCAGUCCCACGUACUGCCUUCCUCGUCUGCUCCAACUGCCUCCCGACUACAACUCCCUGUUCCAGCGGUACAACCAGCAAGUGUGCUUGAUGUGCAAGAAGAAACCUGACAAGCCGCUGGUCUGCCUGAUCUGCGGGAAGCUGGUCUGCUGGGGAGCCAACUGCUGCAAGGGGCAGGUGAAAGGCAGGGAUGUCGGAGAAGGCAUCACGCAUGCCAACUACUGUGGUAAAGGAACCGCUGUCUACUUGGACAUCAACUCCUCCUCGAUGCUGCUCAUCAGAGGGGAGCGCAAAUGCACCUGGGUUUCUCUCUACCUGGACAGUCAUGGAGAAGAAGAUAUAGAUCUCAAGAGAGGCAAGCCGCUCUUCUUGUGCGAGCAGAGACAUACCCUUCUGGAGAAGCUGUGGAGGAGCCACGCCCUGGACCACAACUGCAAAAAGUGGGAGUGGCACCAUGGUGGUCUGGACAGGAGGAGGGGAUUCCCCCUUAGUUUCCUCAACUAGACAAAUGGAGAAGAGGAGUAUUUCCCUCCUCGGGUGAAGUAGGAGGAGGGGAUUCCCCUUGCAAAAAGUGGGAGUGGCAACCAUGGUGGCCUAGACAGGAGGAGGGGAUUCCCCCUUAGUUUCCUCAACUAGACAAAUGGAGGAGAGGGGCAUUGCCCUCCACGGGUGAAGUCUUCACUGAAGAAUUGUUUGGAGGCUGUUCACACUUGGGGAGAUUGACAGAAUCUCAUGGAUUGAACCGCUGUCGCACGGUAUGGUGCUGGCUUGGUGGCAGCGUAGACGUGAUUAGGGGUUCCCCCCCCCCCCCCCCUUGGCUUCCUUAAGAAGAUGUAUGGUAGAGUGGACAUUUCUAAAAAAAUUGGGGAAUCAUUGGAGACACAUCAUCAGGGUAGAUGGAUAGAAACUGAUAGAUUGAAGCCCUGUACUGAAAGGAGUGAGCAUGGCAUGGGGAUUGCUUGAAGGAGUUACCCCCUAGGACUCUUGUUGAACACGAUAGAUGGAAGUCUUCAUUUUGGGAAUUGUUUGGAGACUGUUUGUAUCGUGAGGAAAUGAUGAAAGAAUGAAAUUGACCUUGAUGAUCAGGAGACGAAGUGACAUUAUGUUUAGAGAAGGGGUUUCCCCAUUUUAUAUUCCUCUAUAUUAUAUAUAAAUGCCAGGAAGAGGUAGGAGACAAUGUCCUUACAGGUCUAGAAAAUAUCUUCGUCUUGAAAGUGGUGACUUUUCAAACAGUUGAAUUGUUCAGUAAACGAAAGGGGACUGGAGCUGAGUAGAACUGCAAGAGACGCACCAUGCACCAUGCCAACAUAGCCAGGAUAAGAGGUUUCCUUCUUCAGUUCAUGAACUGGAUGUAUUAAGAAAGAGUAAGGAAGAGGGGACCGUUCGUUAUGGUCUUUGAAGCGAUGUCUGUGAAGUCUGUAGUUGGCUAUUCAAGAUGGAGAGGUUUUUAUCUCUUUGUCUGCUUCCGUCAACUAAUGUAACAAACAGUGGAGUGCCACGAUCAACUUUUGUCACAUGUACAAAGUGUAUACAUACAUGUAAUUCAAAUAGUGGGCAGUCUCAGCUUGUCAUCGUAGUCAGGAGUUCAAGCUGACCGUGUACUCUUUCAUGUGGCAGCAUGGUUUUUGUUGGUUACGGAGGAACGGCCAUCCCUCCUUCAACAUCGGAAAUUAUAUUUUUUCCUCCUUUUUGAGUCUAGAGACUACGCAGCAUGAUGAAUGAAUUAUAUAGAGAAUAGAGUAUUUAAAUAUAGUUAUGUUAUCUUUUGUUGACUACUAGUUUGAGACUAGAUGACUCCUGUUAAUCUUUCCCCAACCAUGAACGAUGAAAGAUAGCAUUAAGAUUUUGAAGACUGGAAUAGAACUAAAUUUUAAGACACAGAAAAGAUAAGCAAAAGUUCAAAGAGUUUAACUAUUUUUUUCAUACUGGAAGAGAUAAUAAGAAGAUAAAAUCAGUUAUUAUCAAUGUGUUGAAUGGACUUAACACUUUCUUUUUCAUUACCUUUUUUGUUUUAAAUUUAUACAUCACACAUGUAGUUUUGUAAAAUGAAAAAGACUUCAUGUACAAUCAAGCCUGAGGAAUACCUAAUAGAAUUAGCAUUCUGACAUGAGGUUCUCCACGUCUGCUGGUUAAAACAUGGUUGGAUGUGGGACUUUUAUAGUAAUUAUACUACACUGUACCUAUCUAUUUGCCAAUGUUGAUUUUCAUGUGGAAAUUCAUCCCUUGGAGAAUCAAAUGUAUUGAUAAUUUAUUACCUGAGAUAUAUUUUGAUAAUUGUUAUUUACUAGAGAGACAUAUAUCCCCGAUUGUUUAUUUUAUGUGAAAAAGAAUCCCCUACAUCUACAUCUAUGCAUAUAAUGUAUCAAUAUAGAUAAUAUAUCAACGAGACUAAGCGGACGUUAUGAUUAUUAUUGUUUAAACUUAUUUGUGGCUUACACCCAGUAAACAAAGCCACAAAUAUGUUUAAACAAUUUAAAUUUCUCCCAGGAAGCAUUACAUUUAUAACAAAAUUAUUAUUAUUGUUAUUCAUUGGAGGUACUUGUGAUUUUUACGUGGAAAAAGAAUCCUCUAGAAUAUACAAUUAUACACAGUUUAUCACCUAAACACAAUUAUGGUAGAAGUACAUACUACAUUAUAGAUACUACAAAUUGCAAGUGUUGAGCUUCAUGUGGAAAAGAAACCCAUUCAAUAUACAUUUACAUGUACGUGGAUAGUAGAUUCUUUGACAGAUUGAUCUUGAAUUUUGCCAUAUCUGUCAAUUUUAUGUUAUCAUUUUUGUUUAAAAUAUAUAAAUACAUGUACACUUCUAUUGAGGUUAGUAAAAGGGAAAUAUUUUAUUUCAUCUUUUGACUUUGUAUACAAUCAUAUAAAUGUUGACAAGGCAUGUUGUUGACGGAACUAACGCAGUAAGCAAGUAAAGGGUUGUUGUCUUUCUGGGUAAGUAUGAUGUCAAGUCUUAAACACUUAUUGUUUUGGAGAGCACCUCUUCCCAGGAUCUCAAAAAUAAUUUUAAUAUACAGGUACAUAUGAUGUACAAAUAGUAGCAAAGAUGCUUCCUUUGUAGCUGAUCAGGGCUACAUAGUCUAUACCCCGAUCACUGAAAUCAGUAAUGAUUGUGCCAGAGCCAUCUAUACACAGAGUUGGGCCAACUUGGUUUCACUGGGUGACGACAUGGCGUGCACUCAUCAGAACCAUCUAUACACAGAGUUUGGCCAACUUGGUUUCACUGGGUGACGACAUGGCGUGCACUCAUCAGAACCAUCUAUACACAGAGUUUGGCCAACUUGGUUUCUCUGGGUCACGACAUUCGUAUAUUCUUCUGUUUUGUGCUUGCCCAACAAAGCAGUAGUCGCCAUAUCGUGUCCAACUUGAACAGGGUUGACCAAACUCUGUGUAUAGAUGGGUCUGGAUUGUGCCCUCUGUAGUCCACUGAAGAGCAGUCCCCCGUUUAAAGGGGUACACAUUUAACACCUGGGUCAGGAGCUGAGAAGCAAUGUAUGUUAAAUGUCUUGCUUGAGAAAAACACGUGCAAUGUUGGGAAUCAAACCCCACAACUUCUCUCUUUAGCUAUGUUAUCAAAAAUAAUCCUUUUUAUUUCAAAAUAUCUCCUCAAAUGUUCAUCAAUGAUAUGGGAUAAGAGUCGCAAUUGAGUUUUUAGGUUAGGUGUAAAGGUUAGGGUCAGGGUUUGAUCCAUGGUUGAUGUGGCAAUCGUCACUGGAACACAAAUUGAAUAACCUACAUUUGACCUGGUAUUUUUUCCCCUCAGAAAGUAGCAUAUUAAUUCAUAUAGAUGGAGAAGCAAGCCUUAUAUGCACCAUCAUACAUAGUUAUUUUUUGCUUGACUUAUAUGCAACUCAACUGGAUUGUCAUGUGUCAUGCGUGUGUGCGUUUGUAUGGGAAGACGAUUGUAUAAAUGCAUUUGUGAAUAGUUAUCUACAUCACAAUUCACCUAUAAUUAAUAAUGGAAUGUUAAUUUAUUUGAUGUGCGACAAGAAAUCCCUUGUCAUCUGUUUUUUUUUUCUUUCUCCUCCUCUUUUUUUCCAUUUCGGAUCAUUUGUUGUAAGAACACCACUUUCUUACAAAAUUUUCUUGUAGAAAUGUAGAAAAUAAAGAUUCUUUCCUUUGUUGAAAAUAUGUAUUUAAAAAUUGCAGGGAAAUACAGAAAAAGAUGAAUGAAAAGAGGAAGUAUGAUAUUCACAUUUAAAAAAAAAAAAAUUCGCUGUAAAAUGUAAUGGCCCGAUUUUGUAUUUCUUUUCUUUUUGUUGAUUUUUUAUAUUCUGUAAUCAAUUCUGUAAGAAAUUGUACAAGGCAGGAUUUUUUUUAAAGAAUUGCUUUCAAGUUCUAUCUUGUUUUUCUUUACACUAUGUCAAGUUUUGGAAAGUUCUUUGUGUUAUUAGAAGAAAAAGAAACAAAAGUUUACAAAUGGCAAUAUGUACUUUAUAGAGAGAGAGGUCAGUUCACAUAUACUGUAGAGUGGCAUUAAUAUGACAUGUUCAAGAAAUAAAAAAAAGUGAUAAAGACACGUCAA
Messenger RNA from Strongylocentrotus purpuratus (purple sea urchin), 10129 nucleotides. It is a transcript of the gene ubr3, whose product is annotated as E3 ubiquitin-protein ligase ubr3. The record is from RefSeq and is a predicted model, not a curated record. Gene Ontology annotation, biological process: ubiquitin-dependent protein catabolic process via the N-end rule pathway; protein ubiquitination. Bases 262 to 6105 code for a protein of 1947 amino acids. Gene Ontology annotation, molecular function: ubiquitin protein ligase activity; zinc ion binding. Lineage: Eukaryota; Metazoa; Echinodermata; Echinoidea; Camarodonta; Strongylocentrotidae. The transcript is spliced from 41 exons. Gene Ontology annotation, cellular component: ubiquitin ligase complex; cytoplasm.